Symbiodinium necroappetens is the source of this 1907-nucleotide messenger RNA. NCBI's taxonomy places the organism in Eukaryota, Dinophyceae, Suessiales, Symbiodiniaceae. The record is from the annotation of a GenBank genome assembly.
UCACCGAGCGGUAUCGCGGUAUGCGGAAGAUGACCAUGUUCCAGCGAAAGAAGAAGUGUCCCAAGCUGAAGGGGCGAGCUGGUCAGAUUUCCGCAUUCGGCGAGCCACUGCUGGCACUCUGGCAGGAGCACAUGAAGCCUGAUAUUGAGGUGCACUGCAAGAUCAGGACUUACCUGCGGCUCAACAAUGCCAUGGAGAAGAUCAUGAAGGAGUGCCGAGCAGAGACUGCUUUCCCGGAGCCCUAUGCCACCAACUUCAUAAAGUACAGUUUCGCUAUGUGCAAUCUUCACUUGGAGUUGGGGAAGCACUUCGAGGAAGAAGGCCUUAAGCUUUUCGCCCCUCUGCCGAAACUUCACAUGGUCUUGCACACCGCCCUGCUCUGCCGGCAGCUGAACCUGGGGCUCACCUGGUUUUCAGAGGAGAAGAUGCGAAAAAGACCAGCUGUGACGGUCAAGAUGGUUAGCAAGCUCCGGGCGGCUUGGCCGACCCAUGCCCUCUUCAGCGUCGCAAAACACGUCGGCUGCCCGACCGCAGACCUCGCGGACGUACAAGGGCGCGUGGGCCCGCAGCGGCUCCUCGUGCUCGGCUCCGAGAUCGGCGGGCGCUGGAACGAAGCAGCGCAGCGGCUCGUCAGAGACUUGGUGCGCGUUCGAGCCCAACGGGCCCCGCCGAGGGCUACAGCAGUAGAAGAAGCAGCGGGCCCGGGACAUGUUGUAAAUGUCGUGAUGUUUGCGCCGUACGGGGGGGGCCCCGCGCCCUUCCCACAUGGAGCAUCCUUUCCGUCUUCUGGGCCAUCCGGAUCAUCCGGGAGUGGGCGACCACCAGCACUAGGCACUGUGCUCACCGGCACCGUCAAGAGCUACAGCGCCAAAGGCUUCGGAUUCAUUUUGUGUCCAGACGUGGACCACGACGUGUACUUUGCGCGAGAAAGUCUGCAAGACGGUUUGAGGACGGCCAACAUCGCCGGGACUGUUGUGCAAUUUGUGCUUCAAAGGGGCCUGCAUGGGAAGCCGCAGGCCACGUGCUUGCGCCCACUCGAUGGGCAGAUAGCACCAAUGGCCUACAACCGAGGUUAUACUCCGGAGCCGGGCCAGGGCUGGAACAAAGGAGGUUCCAGCUUCGCUGGCAAAGGGGCCCCGGCUUUCGGAGGGGUGCCCACACCAGCCUUUGCGCAACAGUUUACACCACAGCCUCAAGUUCCUGCUAGAGGAUCCUGGCCAAACGCGGGGGUUGCCGGGGUUGCUUCCUUGGGCUGCAUGGGGACUGGUCCCCACCUGGCCAGCCACGCUGGCGUGGCCCACGCUCACGCUGGCGUUCCCGGCGUCGCCGGCGUGGGCGUCGCCGGCGGCAGUGUCCCAGGCCUGCCAGGCCUCAGUGUCUCCUUCGGCGCGCCGAGACCGCCGGUGGCGCCGAAGCGCUUGUCCCCGCACGCAGGCUCGAGGGCCAUGGCCGGAUUGCCCGCAAAGGCUGCGGAACAGCCGAGUGGUUCACCAAGCGGCAAAAGUUCCUCAGCAAGUUCAGAGCCUGAAAGCAGCGACAGCUCUUCUAGUGAAAAGAAGCGACGAAAAAAGAAAGACAAAAAGAAGAAAGGGAAGAAAGAGAGGAGUCGCUCCAGAAAGAGAAAGUCGAAGAGCUCCAGGAAGAGUAGGCUGUGUGUGUCUUCAAGCAGUGGCAAGGAGCAGAAAGAGGAGCCGAGCUCAGAAGUGCAGCAAGCAAUCGAAAGUGCCAAAAGAGAGGUGUUGCAGCAGCUGGAGAACCUGAAGAAGGUCGAGCCCAAAGAGCAGCGCAUGAAGGAGUGGAGAUCGCUGUUGCGAUCCUGGCAUCCUGACAAGAACCCCGAGAAAGCGGAAGUAGCCACGCAGGUCUUCCAGUUCUUGCAAAAGGGAAAGCUCCUUCUCGGCCUUUGA